Cynoglossus semilaevis (tongue sole) is the source of this 4635-nucleotide messenger RNA. Its product is annotated as LARGE xylosyl- and glucuronyltransferase 1. The record is from RefSeq and is a predicted model, not a curated record. Gene Ontology annotation, biological process: protein O-linked glycosylation via mannose. NCBI's taxonomy places the organism in Eukaryota, Metazoa, Chordata, Actinopteri, Pleuronectiformes, Cynoglossidae. The transcript has 10 exons. Gene Ontology annotation, cellular component: Golgi apparatus. The coding region runs from base 691 to 2136 and encodes 481 amino acids. Gene Ontology annotation, molecular function: xylosyltransferase activity; glucuronosyltransferase activity.
AUCAGAUUUUUGCUCGUUUGUUUGUUUGUUAAGUGUGAUUUGUUGAUUUCAAUUUUUUGACAAAAAUUUAACUUAAUCGUCAGCAUAUACGUAAAGUCUGUAAUGAAAACUGGUUCCUUUGAACCCAACAAUCCAGAGUACUGAUCUGACACGUGCAGUAUGUCUGUGUACACAGUACUGUGAGUAUACAGUGUUCAGUGGUUCCGCAGUAGUACUAACUGCAGCCACAGAGGAUUCUUCAAGAGUUUUGCCUUAAGUUAGAAAAUACUUCCACGCAUCAUAUAUUUAUGACUGACUCUGAGGGGAGUCUGCUUUCUGUGAUUCUUAUUUCCCUCUGCUCCUCAGAACGCCGGCUGAAUCUAAGUGUCGCGCCGUGUGAAGCUGAUUUGAUUUUUUUUAUUUUUUUUUUUUAUUUUCCCAGACACGAGUUUACAGAAACGCAGAUUAAAGAGUUUAAAACAACAUCUUAAUAAAACAUCGAGUAACGCAGAGAAAAUGACAAGUGAAUUUCAAUGAUGUACUUUUUGCUCUGCAGGUCAGCAAGUACUGGGGCUGGUGGAGAACCAGAGCGACUGGUACCUGGGGAACCUGUGGAAGAACCAUCGACCCUGGCCGGCUCUUGGCCGAGGCUUUAACACCGGGGUAAUUCUGCUGCUGCUGGAUCGUUUGCGAAAGCUCAGAUGGGAGCAAAUGUGGAGGUUGACUGCGGAGAGGGAACUAAUGAGCAUGCUGUCCACCUCGCUGGCAGACCAGGACAUCUUCAACGCCGUGAUCAAACAGAACCCGUUCCUGGUCCACCAGCUGCCGUGCUUCUGGAACGUCCAGCUGUCCGACCACACGCGCUCAGAGAAGUGCUACAAAGACGUGUCAGACCUGAAGGUGAUCCACUGGAACUCUCCAAAGAAGCUGCGAGUGAAGAACAAACACGUCGAAUUUUUUCGGAACCUCUACCUGACGUUCCUAGAGUACGACGGCAACCUGCUGCGACGGGAACUCUUCGGUUGUCCAAGCGAGGCGGACCACAACAGCGAGAACCUCCAGAAGACUCUGUCAGAGCUGGACGAGGACGACCCCUGCUACGAGUUUCGCCGCGAGCGCUUCACCGUCCACAGGACGCACCUGUACUUCCUCCACUACGAGUACGAAGCCAGCGUGGACAACACCGACGUCACCCUGGUGGCCCAGCUCUCCAUGGACAGACUUCAGAUGCUGGAGGCCAUCUGUAAACACUGGGAGGGGCCGAUCAGCCUGGCGCUCUACCUGUCCGACGCCGAGGCCCAGCAAUUCCUGCGCUACGCUCAGGGCUCGGAGGUCCUGAUGAGCCGCGGGAACGUGGGUUACCACAUCGUCUACAAGGAGGGGCAGUUCUAUCCCGUCAACCUGCUGCGCAACGUGGCCAUGCGGCAGGUCAACACGCCCUACAUGUUCCUGUCCGACAUCGACUUCCUGCCCAUGUACGGCCUCUACGAGUAUCUUAGAAAGUCGGUGGUGCAGCUGGACAUGGCCAACACCAAGAAAGCUCUGGUGGUUCCUGCCUUCGAGACGCUGCGGUACCGACUGUCUUAUCCAAAGUCCAAGGCGGAGCUGCUGUCCCAGCUGGACAUGGGGUCGCUCUUCUCCUUCAGGUAUCAUGUGUGGACCAAAGGCCACGCCCCCACCAACUUUGCCAAAUGGCGGACGGCGACCACGCCCUACAGGGUGCAGUGGGAGGCGGACUUCGAACCCUACGUCAUGGUGCGGCGGGACAGUCCCGAGUACGACCGCCGCUUCGUGGGCUUUGGCUGGAACAAAGUGGCCCACAUCAUGGAGUUGGACGCACAGUUGCCGGCCGAAUUGGAUGAUUCGGUGGGUCAGAUUUGGCCCACGGGCCACCAGUUGAUUAUCACUGCCUUGCAGCAGCAAGGACAACACCACUUAGGUCCUUCUCUGUGGGAGAGGGAGUACGAGUUCGUGGUUCUGCCCAACGCCUUCAUGAUCCACAUGCCGCACGCGCCCAGCUUCGACAUCACCAAGUUCCGGUCCAACAAGCAGUACCGGGUCUGCCUGAAGACUCUGAAGGAGGAGUUCCAGCAGAACAUGUCGCGGCGCUACGGCUUCGCCGCCUUAAAGUACAUGACGGCCGACAACAACAGCUAGCAAACGCUGCACCUCCUCCCCGACGGGGACGUGAACCUCGGUGCCGGGGGGGCAGGGAGGUUUUGGGUUAGGGGAACACGGACGGGCUGAAGGACGCAAACCGACAGUGAGGGACUGCCGCGGCGCAGCCAGCUGGACCGGGGUCGCGACCCGUUGACCCCUGAGCUCCUGAUGUGGAGUGUUUGAAAUAACGGGCGAAGGACGGGAGACUUUGAACGCCUCGCCUUCUCUGUCAGAGCGUUGACAAGUGUCGUUGAGCAACGUGUAACUUUGUGUGUGUGUGUGUGUGUGUGCGUGUGUGUGUGUGUGUGCGUGUGUGUGUGUGUGGGUGUGGGUGUGCCUGCGGCCGGAGCCGGUCCUGCAGCGGUCGAACGAGAGGCGACGUCAGCUUAACAUUCUGUUUGCACACUGCACAGCCGAACGCCUUCCAAGUCCCGUCUGAUCGACGGCUCCGUCGACUCACACGCAAACGUCGUCUGAGGCCGAGCGGACGAGACGGAGCGGCUUUCUGACGACUGGCGUGCACUCAGACUGCCAGCGGAGGCGCCGUUCUGCCAACCAUCUGCUGCCGUUUCAUCUCCUCACCCGGAGCCAUCAGAAUAAAUCCUUCUCUUUGUACAAGCAGGGCAGAUCAGUAGGGGGACGACUGGAGGUUGUCCAGGAGGGGGCGGACUUUCAGGGUCCAUGACCCGCGGGUUUGUCGUCAUUGACAAAAAUCUGACAGCAGCUGGUACAGCAGUUCUAUUUUCUUCUUCUGUUUUUUUUUUUUCAGAUUUAUUCAAGUUCAUUCUAUACACACACACACACACACACACACACACGUGUGUCUUAACAGGAAAUGACUCGGGAAACACGAUAUCAUGUUUCGCUAAAAGUCAGUGGCCGAUAGCUGUACGAUAACCAAUUAAUUUUUUAAAAUAUUGACCUUUUUAUGACCUUUGGAAUCUUCACACUGGGAUGCAGAUUAAAGUUCCCAGAGGAACCACAUAUCCCUAUCGGCGCCCCCAUGUGGCAGCCUGUGAGUUGCAACCAUGUACUAAAUAGUGCCUCGUGUGGCCGUGUGUGUUGGUUGCAAAAACUCACAAUUUAAAUUUCCUCAUUGUGCGACGAAUAUUAUUAUUGUUAUUGUUGCAGACAUUUCAAUCAAACAAAAGCAGGAAGUGACACGUCCUGGUGGAGUGUGGCGCUGUUCUCCAUUUUACUUUAGUUGGCGAUAAGUUUUCUUAUUAAUCUCAGAAAAAAAUUUCUUCAUCAAGGGCUAAAAACUCUGAUUUUAUCAUUUAACGCCUUUUUAUUGAAAUUUACACUCGAACAUAAACAUCAUCUCUCUGUUUGUUGUUUUUUAGCCUCCAUGCUAGCUGCAGCGGCUACGGCGGCUUCACGCCGACUCGGUGCAGCUUCUUAAAAACCGCAAAAAAUAUCUUUUUUUAUAUAUAAUUUGUUGUUUUGAAAAAAAAAAUAUUCUCCUGAAAACAGCGUUUUCACCGUGAAAACAUCUAGUCACAGGUGAGGGCGGGCGUUAGCUUCGAUUAGCCUCUGUUAGCUCAUAUGCUAAUGGCUCCGUUGCUGUGAUUUCAGGCUCACGAUCACGACUGAAGGCCGUCGGCUCCGUGUUCAAACUUUGCUCCAUUUCCGCCUCGUCUGGAAUCACAUAAACCUCCGAUAAUCCCGUUAGCUAACGAGGUUUCGCAUCGUGCAUCCCUAGCAUCGACCUCCCGCAGAUUGGUUCGUGACUGUUUAUUACAUCAUGGUUGUUACACGUAAGAAGAAGAAGAAGAAGAGUUCGCAGGAGGAAGUUCAACACAGAAAAGUGAAAAGAUCCGAGCGUUUAUCGCAGGAUUUUUUUCACGGCUGAGUAACGUUGAAUUAUUAAAGAACGUGAGCGAAGGAAAGGUGUCGUCCGACGAUGAGCGAGUUUAAAAUUACAGCACACACACACACACACACACACACACAGCUGCUCUGCGUUUUCAUCGACCUUCUGUAAAUUGAGGUCAGAGCAGAACGACGUAAAAGUUGGAAGAGUUUAAACUUUGGUUUUUGUUUUUUUUUAACGUGUCGACGGUUGUUCAGUCUCAUCCUGUAGUUUCUGUGUGUGUGUGUGUGUGUGUGUGUGUGUGUUUUAACCCUUUCUUCCAGGUGUGUGUGUGUGUGUCCAGUCCAUGACUGUGGCUCAGUGUUCACACACACACACACAUACUGGUUCCACGCACACACUCAAACCUCACCUGGUUAUUUUCAUGCCGUCACCACUGGUCUCCACUGCUGCACCGUGCUGUCCAAGCAGACCCCCCCCCCCCCUCCCCCCCCCGUGCGUGUGUGUGUUUAAAAUGAAUACACGUUUUUUUCUGAUUGUACCUGUCUGAUCACUUUGCAGGUGUGUGUGUGCGUGAGUGUGUGUGUGUGUGUGUGUGUGUGUGUGUGUGCGGAGCUGCAGUGUGUAAGUAGGACAGUGCUGACUGAUGCUGCUACCUGAAUAAAAGCAAACAUUCUACUGUU